CAGUGGGUUUCGGCUAUGGAAUGGCUCAGCGGUAAGUACUUGACGAAGCUGGUGACUGUCCUUCUCCACAAUUUGCUUAAUCUUUGUGGUGACGAUGGCCUUAUUCGAGGAUGGAAAUGGAAGGAAUUUACAGAAUCAGAGAUUCCAGUUUCCACGCAAGUUUGUUUCUAUUGCCAUACUGUUAACGUCUUCUCAGAAUUAUCUUCUUUUAUUGACAUCUUCAGAGGUCCAUGGGGUGCUCUUUCUCCAAUCCCUGAAAACGAUGCUAUUGCUUUAGGCACUCAGGACGCAUCCAUAUUUUCUGCUGCUGGUGAUUCUUGUGCAUAUUGUUGGGACGUGGCAUAUAAAUUAUAUCCUGAUUGCUUUGUAACUAUCCAGGAGACAACCAAGAUUAAAACGGCUUUUAAGGGGCACUUGGAUUACUUGCACUGUAUAGUUCCCGCAACUCUUCCAACCAGGAAACUAUCUCAGAAACUAUCUCCUGGAUAUUGCUUACAAGAGGUUAUAACUGGUUCUGAAGAUGGAACAGCAAGAAUUUGGGAUUGCAAAAGUGGGAAGUGCAUCAGAGUAAUUGAUCAGGGGAAGGAUAAGAAUUUGAAAAGAUUCUGUACCUCUGUUAGAUGCAUUGCACUUGAUUCAAGUGACAGCUGGUUGGCUUGUAGCAGUGGUCAGAGCUUAUCAGUUUGGAAUCUGCACGCUUCUGAGUGUGUUUCGAGGACUUCUACUAGUGCAUAUUCGAUAACAACCAAGGGUAUUCUCUUGCUUCUCUCUCUGAAUACAUUUUCCUCGGAGUUUCCUGUUUCUGAAAGCUAUAUCAAUCUGGUCUGGUACUCUGGUUCCGUCCACUGUGACAGCAAUUGGAGGUUACGGCGGUCUUGUAGACGUGAUAUCCCAGGUUCGAAGCCACUACUGCACUUUCCGCUGCAGUCGAGCAUAAAGAGAGAAAGCGAGAAUGUCUACGAUGCGAGGAAAUGGGCUUGUGAGCCGAUCGAUGAUUCUAAAGGCCCAAUCCGAAUGGGCCGAGGUGUGGAAGCCCAGCCCGCAAGGAGUACGGAUCCGGGAAGGAAAAAGAGAGACGGACAAAAGCGACGGUAUAUAUACAAGAACCGGAGCAAACCCUUCGCCUUCUCUAACCCUUUUGGCUUCCGCGAAAAAGCAAAAUACAAGACUAUCCCCAGCCGCAGCACAGCGGCAGCCAACCAGCAGUUCUCUCUCUCUCGUUCUCGACUUAGCGUUCCUUCUCUAUUAACUCCGCUGCUUGUGAGAAGAACCGCUCAAAACCCUAGUUCUUCUUUCCUGAGACGAGACUGCUCCUCGUCAAAUCUCAGCAAUCGCAAACACACAGUUUCAGAUAUGGCAGGACUAGCACCAGAUGGUUCCAACAAUUUUGAUGCCAAGAGCUAUGAUCAAAAGAUGAGCGAAUUACUUUUGGCUGAUGGACAGGACUUCUUUGCUUCCUAUGAUGAGGUCCACGAAACUUUCGACUCUAUGGGCUUGCAGGAGAAUCUUCUUAGGGGCAUUUAUGCAUACGGUUUUGAAAAGCCAUCUGCUAUCCAGCAGAGGGGAAUCGUUCCCUUUUGCAAGGGGCUCGAUGUGAUUCAGCAAGCCCAAUCUGGAACUGGAAAGACUGCUACUUUUUGUUCUGGUAUCCUGCAACAACUUGAUUAUGCCCUGGUAGAAUGCCAGGCUCUUGUCUUGGCUCCAACUAGGGAGCUGGCCCAGCAGAUUGAGAAGGUUAUGCGUGCACUUGGUGAUUAUCUUGGUGUCAAGGUCCAUGCUUGUGUUGGUGGAACCAGUGUCCGUGAGGAUCAGCGCAUCCUUUCCAGUGGAGUCCAUGUAGUUGUUGGUACCCCUGGUCGUGUCUUUGACAUGCUUCGUCGACAAUCCCUUCGUGCUGAUUCCAUUAAGAUGUUUGUCUUGGAUGAAGCUGAUGAAAUGCUUUCCCGUGGAUUCAAGGACCAGAUCUAUGACAUUUUCCAGCUGUUGCCACCAAAGAUUCAAGUCGGUGUGUUCUCUGCAACAAUGCCACCAGAGGCUCUGGACAUCACCAGGAAGUUUAUGAACAAACCAGUUAGGAUCCUUGUGAAGCGUGAGGAGCUCACCUUGGAAGGUAUCAAGCAGUUCCAUGUCAAUGUGGAUAAGGAAGAGUGGAAGCUGGAGACACUCUGCGAUCUCUACGAGACCCUAGCCAUCACCCAGAGUGUCAUCUUCGUGAACACCAGGCGCAAGGUGGACUGGCUGACAGACAAGAUGAGGAGCAGAGACCACACUGUCUCUGCCACUCACGGUGACAUGGACCAGAAUACUAGGGACAUCAUCAUGAGGGAGUUCAGGUCUGGCUCAUCCCGUGUCCUCAUCACCACCGACCUCCUUGCCCGUGGUAUUGAUGUCCAGCAAGUCUCCCUGGUCAUCAACUACGACCUCCCAACCCAGCCUGAGAACUACCUCCACAGGAUUGGUCGUGGUGGUAGGUUCGGAAGGAAAGGUGUGGCUAUCAACUUUGUCACCAAGGAUGACGAGAGGAUGCUCUUUGACAUCCAGAAGUUCUACAAUGUGGUGAUCGAGGAGCUCCCAGCCAAUGUUGCGGAUCUUCUGUGAGGAAAGGCAUUUUGAUGUGUUGCUGCCUUCCUUUGCCUUGAAUGAAUGAGUGAAGAGAGAUUAUGAUGGAUGGGAGACUAUGUGAACCGGUGUCUUUGUACUCUCUUUUAUCUUCGUUUUUUUUAUGUUUUGAUGCUUUUCUUUUUUGGGUUGGGACUUGGUAGUAUUCACUAUGGAGAGUAGAAGGCUUGUUCUGUUGUGAAAUUGUUCCAAUUUUGAAUUUUAGCAGCUAGUAGUUGGGUUGCAUUGUGGAAUACUUUUAUUUAAUACAGAUGUCUGUAUUUUUCAUCCGUUGCUUCCUUCCUGGUGGGUUCUCAGCUUUUCGACGAUUGCUCCUAGUUUGAGGUUGCCUGUGAUGACGGGAACUCGGCAAGCUAGCAAUCAGCUUAGCAAUGAAGGAACUCCUUUUCUAUUCGUUCUUGUCAGUUUUCAGAUUGUUGUUGUCGAAAUCACAAUGCACUUUCUGAACCUUGUCAGUUUCCACUUGGAUCUGAAUAGCGUAGAAAUGUGCAAACUGACAUAAGUAGUUGUGG
Molecule: messenger RNA, 3131 nt
Organism: Linum tenue
Lineage: Eukaryota; Viridiplantae; Streptophyta; Magnoliopsida; Malpighiales; Linaceae
Source: the annotation of a GenBank genome assembly